Messenger RNA from Sander lucioperca (pikeperch), 1242 nucleotides. Its product is annotated as butyrophilin subfamily 1 member A1-like. The record is from RefSeq and is a predicted model, not a curated record. NCBI's taxonomy places the organism in Eukaryota, Metazoa, Chordata, Actinopteri, Perciformes, Percidae. The coding region runs from base 105 to 1058 and encodes 317 amino acids. The transcript has 4 exons.
CACUAGCUUAGGUGGAGUCUACACCUAAGCUGUCUACACCUAAGCUGAAGGACUCUUUUUGAACUACAACAGUUUUCAGAAGCCCAGGAUGUCUCACCUGAAAGAUGGACCAUGUCUUAAAUCUUCACAUAGUUCUUUUACUAGUGGUGUUUGUCCUCCUUCUCUCAGCACCCUAUUGUGAAGGUCUGGUGCAUGUAGUUGGUCCGUCUCAGCCAAUAAUGGCAACAGUUGGUGAUGAAGUCAUUUUACCGUGCCAGCUGGAACCUGCCACAAAAGCUUCAGGCUUGACCGUAGAGUGGGCGAGACCUGACCUGAACCCAAGAUUUGUUUACGUGUGGCGUGACGGCGUGGAACUGGAAAGUAAAACACAUCCGUCAUACAAAAGAAGAACUAAAGUGUUCCCUGACGAACAGAAGCUCGGAGACGUUUCCCUGAAUCUCUCCAAAGUGAAAUUUUCUGAUGGGGGAACAUAUAAAUGCUUCAUUCCAGGACAUGGUGACGCGUUAAUUCAGCUUGUUGUUGGUGCUGUUAACUCACCUUUCAUAGUGAGUAUUAACAUAUCCUCCAGUGGAGUUGUUCUACAGUGUGAGUCUGAAGGCUGGUAUCCAGAGCCUGAGGUGCUGUGGCUGGACGGUGAGGGAAACCUCCUCUCUGCUGGACCUACAGAGACAGUCAGAGGUCCUGAUGAUCUCUAUACUGUCAGCAGCAGAGUGACUGUGGAGAAGAGACACAGCAACAGCUUCACCUGUAGAGUCCAGCAGAAGAACAUCAACCAGACCAGAGAAACACAUAUUCACAUUGCAGGUUCAAAUAUGAAAGGGCUGAAGCCCCCACUACCAACCCCCCUUACAGAAAAAAAACAAACAUUUAGCUAUACUUACAUCUUUACGAGUCGUGGGUCUGUAAAUGUAAAGUUUGUCCUUAGGUUGGUGCUAGAGGAAAGUAUUAAGAGAAAUUACUGUGCUCAAAGAGGGUGGCUCAUUCAUUACAAUGUAAGUUGCUCACUGGCAGCCAUUUACAAGAAAAUUAAUCAGGCUUUCUCGAGCAUAUUCCGAUAAUAAAAAAGGACUUGAAUUCUAACAGGCCGAAGUUGGUGCAAAGCUCUGCCCUGUACCUUAGGGGACUGGUUCGUCCUAAUUGGGGCAUAAACAUGCUCAAUACAUUUCAUGGCAGUCUGCCUAUUAGGUUAUGAGAUAUAACACCAGAUGGUGACUAAAGAGAAAAUGUCAAAGGGUCACCAAA